Molecule: messenger RNA, 2540 nt
Organism: Electrophorus electricus (electric eel)
Lineage: Eukaryota; Metazoa; Chordata; Actinopteri; Gymnotiformes; Gymnotidae
Source: RefSeq, a predicted model, not a curated record
UUGUAAUGCAUCGUUUCUUUGUGAAAUCGCGACAAGGUAACGAUGCUUUUUUCAGCAGUAAUAUUGAUACGAAUCUAAUAUCCAUGAAGUAGAAAUAUUUUAUGAAAUAUUGAUUUUCUAAUUGCAAAAUGGUACACAAAGGACGCUCGUCGUGGUGGAGGAUAUGCAUACGCCUAAAAUUCACCUUCGUUGCUGUUUUCUUGUUGUUUGGAAGUACCAUUGGGACACAGACACGUUAUUCUAUUUCCGAAGAACAGAAAAAUGGUACUGCGGUUGGAAAUAUUGCAAGGGAUUUAGGUAUUGAGCAUAAAGCCUUAAAGGAGCGAGGAUUUCGUAUCAUGUCAGCAUCAGGAGAGUCGCUCUUCAAGGUAAAUAUGGAUGAUGGAGGGCUAUACGUAAACGGGAAUAUAGACAGAGAAGAGGUUUGCGAGACAACCAGUAUAUGUCUGAUAAAUUUGAAAAUCGCUCUUGAAAAUCCACUGGAGAUUCAUUAUGUAACAGUAGAGAUUCUGGAUAUAAAUGACCAUGCACCGAAUUUCAGUCAAAAAACAAAGCAUUUAGAAAUAGGGGAAUCUGCUUUACCCGGUGCGCGAUUCCAACUCCAGGCAGCUCGCGACCCUGAUAGCGGCAGUAAUUCAAUUCAGAGAUACAAGCUAAGUGAUAACGAUCAUUUUCGGUUAGAAGUGAAAGAUCGUGACGAAGACGGGAAAAUUCCUAUUUUGGUAUUGCAAAAACCAUUAGAUAGAGAAUUAGCGACAAUCGUUAAAUUGUUAAUAACAGCUGUAGAUGGCGGUAAACCGCCAAAAUCUGGAACAAUAGAAAUCAUCAUAGAUGUACUGGAUAUAAAUGAUAACGUACCGGUUUUUACUAAAGAUGAUUACACGGUAAGAUUGGAUGAAAAUUUACCUAUAGGUACAACAGUGAUACAACUGAACGCUACUGAUUCGGAUGAGGGUUCAAAUGGAGAGAUCGUUUAUUCAAUAGGUCAUAACGUCAAUAAUAAAUUACGUGAACUUUUUGAAAUAAAUGCGAUUACUGGUGAAAUAAUUGUGAAGGGACUCUUAGAUUUUGAGGUCAAGGACAAAUAUGAGAUCGAUAUUCAAGCAUCUGACAAAGGACUUGUACCAAUGACAACAGACAGAAGUGUAACCAUAAAGAUCGUAGAUUUAAAUGACAAUGCGCCAGAGAUAGAGGUGACCUCAUUUUCAAGUACAAUCCCGGAAAACUCUAGAUCUGGCACUACAGUUGCUUUGAUAAGUGUGUCUGAUUUAGACUCGGGAAUGAACGGGAAAGUUUUCUGCUCUAUUCUCGAGGACAUACCUUUCAAAUUAAUUCCAUCUUCACAUGACAGUGUUUAUUCGUUAGUUACAAUGUCAUCGCUUGACAGAGAAACUACACAUCGGUAUGAUAUUACGUUACUCGCAAAAGACGCAGGAGACCCGCAUUUGUCUUCAGUGAAAACUAUAACUGUACAUGUGUCAGAUGUAAAUGAUAAUAGUCCCGAGUUUUAUCUUCCCCCGUACACUUUUUAUGUAUUGGAGAACACUGUCCCAGGUACGUCGUUGUUUUCUGUGCCUGCCUCUGACCGAGACUCAGAUGAAAACGCAGUAAUAAACUAUCAGAUACUUAGAGAUAAUACCGAAGAAAAUAAAUAUACAUCUUUUAUCAAUAUUAAUUCUGAAAACGGAGAGAUAUACGCCCUAAAAAGUUUUGAUUUUGAAACAGUCAAAGCAUUCCAGUUCAAGGUUGCAGCGGUGGACUCUGGAAAUCCACCACUGAGCAGCAACGUCACAGUGAACGUAUACAUUUUAGAUCAGAACGACAACGUUCCAGUGAUCUUAUAUCCAGUCAGCGCUAAUGGUUCUGAUGAAGGUGUGGAGGAGAUUCCCCGCAAUGUGAACGCAGGACAUUUAGUGACUAAAGUGAGAGCCUAUGACGCAGAUAUAGGAUACAACGGCUGGUUAUUAUUUUCAAUGCAGGAAGUAAGUGACCACACUCUCUUUGGUUUGGACCGCUACACAGGACAGAUAAGGACCCUUCGCUCGUUCACAGAAACAGAUGAGGCUCAGCAUAAACUGGUCAUACUGGUCAAAGACAAUGGAAACGUUUCACUUUCAGCAACAGCGACUGUGAUUAUCAAAGUUGUGGAGCCCAAAGGAUUUGCAGCUUCUGACGUUAAAAGCACAGUAAAAGAAGAGGAAGAGAACAACGUCACAUUUUAUUUGAUCAUUACUCUGGGCUCAGUUUCAGUGCUUUUUGUCAUCAGCAUCAUCGUUCUGAUUGUAAUGCAGUGCUCCAAAUCUACAGACUAUUCCUCCAAGUAUUUACAAGACACAAAUUAUGACGGGACACUGUGUCACAGCAUCCAGUACAGAUCCGGAGAUAAACGGUACAUGUUAGUUGGACCCAGAAUGAGUAUCGGUUCUACUAUAGUCCCGGGCAGUAAUGGGAAUACACUAGUGGUACCAGAUCGCAGGAGAGGAACUUCUGGAGAGGUAAGAAAGUGUCACGUGUUUUUUGUCCAAAUCAGUAAUUCUUAA